Gastrolobium bilobum is the source of this 3371-nucleotide messenger RNA. RefSeq names its product GBF-interacting protein 1-like. Bases 297 to 2912 code for a protein of 871 amino acids. The record is from RefSeq and is a predicted model, not a curated record. Lineage: Eukaryota; Viridiplantae; Streptophyta; Magnoliopsida; Fabales; Fabaceae. The transcript has 11 exons.
UUUGAUAUAGAUCAAUCAAUUAAAAAGAAAAAAAGAAAAAAAGAAAAAAGGAAAAAAGAAGAAGAAGAAGAAACAUUCUUAUUUGUUUAGAAAUAAUAACAGAUCACACUUUGUGGCAAUUUUUGUUAACUUAAAAUGUUUCUUCGUUAGUGUAUUUUGUUUGCAUCAUCGUCAUCAUCAUCACCAAUAAUAAUCACUGAAACCCUUCCUUCUCUCUCUCUUUUGCUAUACCCAAUUGGCUUCCCCUUCGCUUUCUUUCUUUCCUUUUUGAAAGUUUGUUGCUUUGUGUUACGAAGAUGAGCGGUGGUGGGUUGAGGGCUUCAAUUCCAAGCGGUGUGAGGAAGAUGAUCCAGAACAUCAAGGAAAUCACGGGUAAUCACAGCGAGGAUGAGAUUUAUGCAAUGCUCAAGGAGUGUUCCAUGGAUCCCAACGAGACUGUACAUAGGCUUCUCUUUCAGGACACAUUUCAUGAGGUCAAAAGAAAAAGGGAGAAAAGAAAGGAGACUGUUAAGAACAGACAGUCUUUGGAGUCUCGUUCGAAGCCUGGCUCGCAAGGGCGGGGGGUUAGGGGUGGUCGGGGAAAAUUUUCACCUCAUCAUGUGUCGCAUGAUUUUGUUGGUGGCAAGAAUUCUGGUACAGGCAAAGAUAGUGGAACCAAUCAAGUAACUGAGAAGGGUGCACCGCCUUUGCCAGUUUCUCAAGAAACAAAGACUAAAGAAAAAAGUUCUGGAACAAGUUCUGUUCCAGUUAUUUCCAAUGUAGCAUCUGGAACUACUAGUAUGGACAGAAUUACUCCAUCUUCUGGUGGUAAUAAUAGUUUGGGUAGUGAUUUUCCACCUGAUAGCUUGGACAGAAGUGCAACAGUUGUUUUUGGCAGUGAGUCAGUGUCUUCUGCCAGUGACUGCUUAGGGUCUAGACCUGCAUCGUCAUCGGCUAUCUGUUUCUCUUCUUCAGACCCCGUACUGGUUCCAUCUAACAAUUCAUGUUUUCCUGGUACUGUUGGGGCAAUUAGACGUGAAGUAGGAAGUCAACGUCCUCCUGGGGAAUUAACUGCUUUUUCCAAUGUAAUUAAUGAUGAAUUUCUUCCCAAUAUUUGUAUGACAGCUUCUGUGACUAGUAGCUCUUCUUUGAAAGGAAAGAUUCAAGGAAAAUCCCAGGGAGUGGCAAAGAAUCAUCUUACUGAGGUGUCAUCUUCGUCAACAGUAGUAAUACAUGGUAGCUCUUCAGUAAAUAGGCCUUCUUCCAACUACAGUAGCCGGUCACAACAAUUAGUCGGCCUUCAGAAAGCUGGUUCAAAUAAGGAGUGGAAACCGAAGCCAACAAAUACAAUUAACCAGGGUUCUAGACCAGCUAGUGCAUCUGAGUCUUCUGCUGUUUCAGCUGAAGCAACUGGGCAGUUACAAUCAGUGUCUGGUGUCCUUGACUCUGAAGAAGCUACUUCAAAAUUGCAGAGGAAGCUGGAGGAUUUACAUCUUCCACCACGUCAACAUGUUAUACUUCCAAAUCAUAUCUCUGUACCUGAUUCUGAAAAGAACAAAUUUAGCUUUGGGAGUUUGGGAGUCACUUUUGGAGUUAAUACAAGUUAUGUUAAUGGCCCAGAGAGCGAAAAGAGUUCUACACCUCUUUCCGGAGUAUCUCAGGCUGUUGAAGAAACUGCAGAGGAGCAAGUGUCAAGCAGUCAAAAUGUUCCAGUUACUUCUGUGGUGGGCGAUUAUCCUGACCAUCCACAAUCACCCACUACUAUGCCUGAGAAUCUAUCAUCUGGUGACAUGGACGGGUCAUCCAAUGCUAUUCAGGAUUAUAAUGAGUCCAAGCAAGACACUACUUUUCCAUCUGAAGGUAAUCAGUACUCGGUGGUGCAUACUUCUCCAAACUACAGUUUUGGUUUCAUGCCCCCAAUGUUGGGAACACAGCCUGCACAAUUUGAUAAUUCCGAGUCUCAAGCACGUGAUAUUUCUCGGCUUCCUAGCUUUAUUGUCCAACAACCAUUUGAUCCAACUAAUUAUUAUGCCCAGUUUUACCGCUCUGGUGCUAACAGUGAUGGUCGUCUUUCUCCGUUUCCCUCUGCCGGGGUUACUACUAAGUACAAUGGCAAUGUUGCAGUGCAGCCUGCAUCAAAUUCUCAGUCUCUUCAAGAGGGAGCUGUCUUGUCCACAGCAGGUCCAACAGCGCUUGGGACUCAAGCUGCUGGGCUGAUGCAAAACUCAAUAGCUGUUACUCAGCAGCCUCUCCCUGUCUUUCGACCACAGAGUGGGGUUCAUAUAUCCCAUUACCCUCCUAACUACAUUCCUUAUGGUCACUAUUUUUCACCAUUUUAUGUCCCUCCUCAAGCAAUCCACCAGUUUCUGGGUAACGGUGCAUUUCCUCAACAACCUCAGGCCAGCACUGUGUAUCCACCUCCUCCGGCAGCAGCUGCGACUGGGAUGAAAUAUCCUCUUCCACAAUUCAAACCUGGUACAAAUGCAGCUAACUCAACACAUUUUGUAAUGCCAGGUGCCUAUGGCACAUAUGGUUCCUCCCCUGCUGGUGGUUAUAAUCCUAGUUCUGCAGCAACUGCAGGGAAUUCAACCUCUAAUGAGGAUCUUGGUUCCUCCCAGUUCAAGGAAAAUAAUGUAUACCUCAAUGGACAGCAGAGUGAAGGUUCGGCAGUGUGGGUGGCUGCGCCUGGCCGAGACAUUUCCAGUUUGCCCACCAGUUCAUUCUACAACCUUCCACCUCAGGGUCAGCACGUGACUUAUGCCCCGACGCAAGCCGGCCAUGGCACCUUUGCUGGCAUCUAUCCACUUAUGCAACAAUCCCAGACAAUGGCUGGAGCUGGAGCUGGAGCUGGAGCAGUUGAUAUGGUAGGGCCUGGAGGCAGUGUUUAUCAGCAGCCUCAACAUGCACAUAUCAAUUGGCAAAGUAACUAUUGAGAGGCUUUGACAUCUUCCUGACAGAUAAACAAGAUAAUUAAGUCCUAUCUGAGGCAAAAUUUUGGGAAACUCUUAAAAUAUAGUUGGAGAUCUCUGUGGGGAUGACAUGACAUUUGGCUGCACUUGAGUGUACAAAGCUGGAAAAUUUGCAAUGGGAUCUUCUGAUUUCUUGGGUUGAGGAUAUGAAAGGUACUGUCCUCCUGUAACUGAUAUUGAUCAUUAUAGUUAGACUUGAGUUAGAAACAUAUGCAGGCCUUCCCCUCUUUUAGGAUGGUCCUUGAACUCUAUUAAAGAGUAUUGUUGGGUAGUCAGAACUUGUUUUUUUCUUUUUUAGUCUGAGUUCAUAGGGUUUGAAAGGUAUUGGUUGGUGGGGAAAAUGUUGCCUUUUAUUGUCUUACCUGUAAAGUGAAUUUUGACAGCCAGAAAAUCAUUUACUAAAGCUGUUGUAUUGCUAUGGCC